Messenger RNA from Ctenopharyngodon idella (grass carp), 3801 nucleotides. It is a transcript of the gene hhatlb, whose product is annotated as hedgehog acyltransferase like, b. NCBI's taxonomy places the organism in Eukaryota, Metazoa, Chordata, Actinopteri, Cypriniformes, Xenocyprididae. The record is from RefSeq and is a predicted model, not a curated record. The transcript has 12 exons. Gene Ontology annotation, molecular function: acyltransferase activity. Gene Ontology annotation, cellular component: endoplasmic reticulum. Gene Ontology annotation, biological process: negative regulation of N-terminal protein palmitoylation. Bases 1755 to 3371 code for a protein of 538 amino acids.
ACGGUCCCUUUAAGACCGAAUCCAUAGAUACUAACACAUAUCCUGUUUUCACCCAAAUGUUUACGUCUACUUAAGCCAUAACUGUAUUUACGUGAGAUACUCCACACGAUGGACAUUUUGACAACUAUAUGUGCAUUUGACCAUUCAGGCGCGAGGAGAACUGAUCGCGCGCUGUCUGCAGAGAACUGGGAUCGCGCGCUUCUGCUCUGUGUUAUUCAGCGCGAUUCCGCCUAUCACGCCUUCACUAAUCGAUAACGAAUUGUGAUUGAAAGCAUGCAGUUCGCAAUGUGUGGGUUGUCAUCGUUAAUUUUGAAGUAUUUCCACACCCCUGAGGCUGACAUUGCUUCUGUUGUUGCCGUCGGUGUCUCUGUGCACGGAAAAUUCUGUCAGUUACGUCACGUGAGGUAUCGGUCUUUGGUAUCGGGGGUAUUUUUACGAGUACGAGUACAAGUACACGAGCUUGGUAUUGGGGGCCGAUACCGAUACUGGUAUGGGUAUCGGUGCAUCCCCACCUAAAAUUCUGUCAUUAUUUACUCUCUCUCAAGUUGUUCCAAACCUGUAUAAAUUUCUUUGUUCUGCUGUACACAAAGGAAGAAUGACAAGUUUAAUGUUUCUAGUUUUUUUUUUUAAUGGCUCUCAGGUCAAAGCUUGGUGAUGUGACCAAGAGGGAUUCAUGUGACAUUGUUCUACUACUUACAAACUAAACUACCGACCUGUCAGGACUUGCUAAAUUAAGCCAUUAUGGCUAAAUCCAACAAUUCAGGUACUUUUAAUGAGAUACAGACCGUGGCUUCAUUUAGAACUAGACAUUUUUGCUAUGAUGAAUCUGUUUUAUUUUUAAGUGGAAUGGUGUUUAUUUAGGUUUGAAGAUAGAACUGGUGCCAAAUUGUCAACCAAAUAUGAUCAUCCGAAAACAGCCUUGACCCUGACAGAAACAGGUGUGGAAGUGUGUGAAUGUAUGCCAGGGCUCCUGGCUUUUCUUAAAGGCUGCUGAACAGCUUAUGGCCUAAAAUACAUUUAAGUUAUAUUAAGGGACUGUAACAGUGCUCUGUAUUAGCAAAGAGAUCAUUAAUAAUGUGCUAAUAGGUAGAUUCUGUGCUGGAUUCUGACUAAAGUAGGCUCAUGCGAGUUGCAAACACAGUGUAAAAUCACAAUACUGUUCCAAUCAAGAUUUAUCCAAGACAUUUAUAUACAGUAGCUUAAAUCAUCUACUGUGCCUUAUUGAAGUUUACUUUAGGCAGAAGGUACUACUACCAUUACCUAACAUGCCUGCUCUAGUUGACCCCUGACCUAGCUAUGGAAAAUCUGUGAUUUCAGUCCUAACAAAAGCGAAGCUUGAUUUUGCACACCCAUGCCUCUCAGGUAAGCUUUGUUUCAUAUAUUUAUAUGAUUUAUUUAUUUAUUAAUAUUUUCCUGUUAUAUGUUACAUACUUUCUAACCCAUCUUCUGUCUCUUAUGUAGGACAUUCAGUAUGCAAGCCUGUUUCUAUUGAUACAACAUGGCACAAUGGGUCCGCCCCCUAUGGGCUGCUUCAGAUGAAUAUAAAUACAUCUCUUGUUCACCUUUAACUGUCCGCAGCUGCCCAACAGGCAGUUUGUGUGCCCAGCUAACACUUUGUAGAAACAGAGAGGAUGCAUUAGACUAUUAUUUUGCUGAUCUUUUCUAUAUAUUUUAAGUUCAAGUGGAUUUUUCAGUCUUUCAAAGGCCCUUUGGGUUACGGUGGCAUUGCUGUGCUCAAGGUUGUCCUGUGCACAAUGGGGGUCAAAGCAGCUCUUCCGAGGUACGAGCUCUACUUGUAUAAUGUAGUGCUGUGUAUGGCAAUGCUCUGGGCUGCCAGAUGGAUAUUUGACGUGUCUAGCUCAAAUUCCACUAGAAAAACCUUCAAAACCAGUGUUCAGCCAGGAUGGUACUACUCUGGCAGAAAAAUGGAUACAGCUGACGUCGAGUGGAUGAUGUGGUUUUCCACGUUCCGAGAGCAUAUCAUCUUUGCGCUCUCAGGUCACGUGAUCUUUGCCAAGAUCUGCUCGUUGCUGGCUCCACAGUACAGAUCUCUGGUGUACAUGGUGUACGGUAUGCUGGCGGUUUUCAGCAGUAUGGGCUGGGCUUACGUCAUGCUCAUCCUCUCUCACUGCGUGCUGCUCUAUAGCAUCUCUCUGGUCAAGCUCAGGUGGCUCUGCUUUGUUGCUGGACUCACUACACUGGCCACUUUCAAAAUGGAGCCCUUCAUUUCCUGGCAGGCAGGGUUUGCGACUGGCAAUUUUGAGCUCCGUCCUCUUCUGUUCUACGGUGGCUGUGGUUUCACCAUCAUGCGCUGUAUGAGUUUUGCUCUUGAGAACUGUGAGAGAAAAGAUGGAAACUACAGCAUCCUGGAGCUUCUCAAGUACAACUUUUACCUCCCCUUCUUUUACUUCGGACCCAUCAUGACAUUCGACAAGUUCUACAUUCAGGCCAAUAACCCUAACCUGACGAGGAAGGACGGGGAGAUGUGGAACAUUUCCAUUCAGGCCCUGCUAAACCUGGUGGUUAUUAUGAUAGUGGCAGUCCUCUUUCACUUCAUGUACAUUCUGACCAUUCCUACUGACAUGAAGCUCCUUAAACACAUCUCUGACUGGGCCCUCGUUGGAUUGGCCUACUUAAAUCUGGUGUAUGAUUGGGUGAAAGCGGCAGUGAUGUUUGGAGUGAUAAACACAGUAUCAAGACUGGAUCAUCUGGACCCUCCCAAACCACCGAAAUGCAUUACAAUGCUCUAUGUUUUCUCUGAGGCACACUUUGAUCGAGGAAUAAAUGACUUUCUAUGCAAGUAUGUUUAUAACUAUCUCGGCGGGAAACAUGAGAACGUUUUGGAUGAGCUGAUAGCCUCUCUGUGCACGUAUGGCAUCAUGUCCCUCUGGCUGGGACCAAGCUGGGUGGUUUUCAUCUGGGCUUUCUUAAACUGCUUUGGCCUUAAUUUUGAACUGUGGGCCGCAAAAUUAUUCUCCAUGGAACCUUUUAUUUCUAUUGAGAUGGCGAUAUCAGAUUCUAUGUCACGCAGGAUCAGGGCUGUGUUCAAUACUUUCAACUUCUGGACAAUUGUCCUUUACAAUAUCCUGGUCCUGAACAGUCUUGAAUUUGCCAAACUGGUUGCAAAGAGAUUGUUACUUAAAGGUUUCCCCUUCACGACCAUCACUGUGAUGUUCGUCACCUACUGCUUGAUUCAGCUGAUUAAGGAAAAGGAAAGAAGACAGGCUUUGAUUGACGACCCAGACCCAAUCCCCCCUCCAGCCCCUGUUCCUGCACCCACAGCUGCACCCACUACCACAGAUCCCAGCACCACCCAGAUGGACGCUGCUGCCGCCCAGCCUGUGGACCCAAACAAGCAAAAGGCAGAGUAGAGAUUACACAUGAUGGUUACAUUUUUAUAAAACCUGAAUGGUUUACUUAGACAUUUUGUGUCAAUCAUAGUCAAGAAAUAAUGUUUUAAUAAUGGUACUGUAUCGAAACAACUAUUUAAGUUUUUACAGAUUUUCUCAACAUUACAGACUCUACUCUCAUUGGCUACUUUUUAAAUUAGUGACAGUUUUACAUAUGUAAUAGGAGUUUCAAAUAUGUUCUUUGUAGUUAAAAACAUAGAGGAUGAAUUUUAUUAUUACAAAUUUUAUAACUAAGUUUUAAUUCAAAUGAAAUACAAAUACUCAGUGUUCAUACCAGAAGUAAUUACUGCCUGAGGUUGAAAAUAUGUGCUUAAAUGAAAGUAAUGGAGUGAAGAUCACAAAGAUUAUUUUAUGAAUUUGUGAUAUGCAUUAAAAUAAGCUUCAUUAAUGA